AUGUCUUCCACAGAUGCUUCUCAAAAGAUCGACCUCUAUGCCGCAAGGCUAACAGAUCCAAAGAUCGACACGCGUACGAAAUCUAAUGUGGCCACCGAUCUACGUGAUUCCAUCGAAAGCCUAUGCACGCCUCCUUCAACCUAUGCAAAAUUCCUCGCGAGGUUAUGGCCGGUCUUCAAGAAGAUUUUGGAGGGGAAACCCGACUUCUCACCUACUUCCUUCGAGCAGGUCCUUCGAAAUCAAAUUUUGGAGAUCAUUCAUCGACUUCAACAUGCGCCGCCUGAGGUGGAACCGUAUGCGCUUGAUAUGGUGGAUACACUGAUGGAGUUGGUGCGGGUGGAAAAUGAAGAUAAUGCAGUUCUUUGUCUGAAGACCAUCAUGGACUUGGAACGCCACCAAGCAGCUGCCACAGCUUCCAAGGUCCAACCGUUUUUAGACCUCAUCCAAGAAAUGUUUGAAAUGAUGGAGCAGGUGGUCAAGGACACAUUCGACUCUCCCGUGAAUCAUCAUCAACCAUCCUCCUCAACGCCAAAUCCUCCCGGGGGGAAUUUACAAUCACCUCGUCCAGGCUCCCCAAAUACGACCGUCUCAGAUCCCGGGAACGAGAGGAAAGAGCACAUUCCACUUGCCAAGGGCAUGCAAUCGUUCAAAGUCUUGUCUGAAUGCCCCAUAAUAGUGGUCUCAAUUUUUCAAGCACAUCGAAGUUCCGUCGCGGCCAACGUCAAGAAAUUUGUUCCUUCCAUCAAGAGCAUUCUCUUGUUGCAGGCAAAAGCUCAAGAGAAGGCCCAUUCGGACGCCGAGGCAAACAAGACCGUCUUUACUGGUGUUAGCAAAGAUAUCAAGAAUCGCGCGGCCUUUGGCGAUUUUAUCACUGCUCAGGUUAAGACCAUGAGUUUUCUGGCUUACUUGCUGAGAGUAUAUGCCAAUCAGUUGACGGAUUUUUUACCUACACUGCCGAGUGUCGUGGUCCGAUUGCUCAAAGACUGCCCACGAGAAAAAUCCGGUGCCCGCAAGGAACUCCUCGUUGCUAUUCGUCACAUCAUUAAUUUUAAUUACCGCAAGAUCUUUUUGAAUAAGAUCGACGAAUUGUUGGAUGAACGAAUUUUGAUUGGUGAUGGACUUACAGUCUACGAAACCAUGAGACCGUUGGCAUAUAGUAUGCUUGCCGACCUGAUACACCAUGUUAGGGACUCUCUCCACCGUGAUCAGAUCCGGCGCACAAUCGAAGUGUAUACCAAGAACUUGCAUGACAAUUUCCCUGGUACAAGUUUCCAGACCAUGAGUGCGAAAUUACUGCUCAACAUGGCCGAGAGCAUCACGAAACUUGAGAACAAGGAAGACGCACGAUACUUCUUGAUCAUGAUUCUUGAUGCGAUAGGCGAUAAGUUCGCAACCAUGAAUUAUCAGUACAAGAACGCCGUGAAGCUCAGUAAACAAUAUGGAGACAAAUCCAAAGAAAAUCAGGUCGAGACGUACAUGGAUGACAAAAACCGCGUUCCGGAUUGGGACGAGGUCGACAUAUUCAACGCCACUCCGAUCAAAACUUCCAAUCCCCGAGAACGCGGUGCAGAUCCCGUGAAUGACAACAAGUUCUUGUUCAAGAAUCUGGUCAAUGGACUGAAGAAUAUGUUCUACCAGCUCAAGACUUGCAAUCCUCCAGGGCUCAGCAUCGACCAAACCAACAUCCCCAUGAACUGGGCUGAAGUGUCAUUUGGCUACAAUGCAGAGGAGACUCGGGUGGUCACGAAGCUCUUCCACGAAGGAGCCCGAGUGUUUCGCUAUUAUAGCGCCGAAGGUCUACAGCCCGAUUUGCAAUACACUUCUCCGGUUGAUUUCAUGGCCAGCCAUUCAAUGGCCCAAAUGACUCGAGACGAGAAAGAGCUUCUGGAAAGCUUCGGUACCGUCUUCCAUUGUAUUGAUCCAGCCACCUUUCAUGAGGUCUUCCAAGCAGAGAUCCCACAUCUGCAUGAAUUGAUGUUUGAGCAUACGGCGCUUCUCCAUCUACCGCAAUUUUUCCUGGCAAGCGAAGCCACCUCUCCAGCAUUCGCUGGGAUGGUGUUGCAAUACCUGAUGAACAAAUUGCCAGAAGUAGGUUCCUCCGACAUCGUGCGGUCGUCGAUUUUGUUGAGAAUGUUCAAAUUGUCUUUCAUGGCAGUCACAUUAUUCUCGGCCCACAACGAGCAGGUCCUUCUUCCUCAUAUUACGAAAAUCAUUACGCAAUGCGUGCAGUUGUCCGUGACGGCAGAGAAACCGAUCCAUUACUUCAUUCUCCUACGGUCAUUGUUCAGAAGCAUUGGAGGUGGCCGAUUUGAACUGCUUUACAAGGAAAUCCUCCCUCUCCUCGAAAUGCUCCUGGAGACUUUCAAUCACCUCCUUCAAGGAGCAAGAGACCCCCACGACAGGGACCUCUAUGUCGAAUUGACCCUUACAGUCCCUGCCAGACUAAGUCAUCUACUCCCUCAUCUCAAUCACCUGAUGAAGCCUUUGGUCGUGGCCCUCCGAGCGGGACCAGAUCUGGUUGGCCAAGGACUUCGCACCUUGGAAUUGUGUGUGGAUAACCUCACGGCGGAUUAUCUCGAUCCGAUCAUGGCACCAAUCAUGGAUGAUCUUAUGACUGCCUUGUUCGAGCAUUUGAAGCCUCAACCUUAUCAACACUUUCAUUCUCACACAACUAUGCGGAUACUGGGAAAGCUUGGAGGAAGAAACCGUAAAUUCCUCAAUCACCCACACCAGCUGUCAUUCCGUCGCUACACCGAUGAUGUGCCCAGUUUUGACAUCAGACUCAUGGAGACAAAUCGGGACCGAGCAUUUCCUCUUGAUACUGGGGUCGAUCUUGCCAUUCAAAAAAUUUCAGAGACUCCCAAGUCGACGACGUCGAAAUCUUUGGAUCUGUAUUACAAGCAACAAUCGUUCAAGCUCAUCACCAAUGAAGUGAAGCUUUUCAUCGGAAGUGACCAGCUGCCAGAUGAUUUCGCUGCCUUGCUACGGUUAGAGGCCAAUGAUCUCAUGGCCCGCCGAUUUACAACAUAUUCAGAUAUGCUAGAAGAAAACGAACUUGGAAAGUCGGUUCAGAAGAAACGAGAGCAAGAGGAAAAUCUGAAGAAACUCCUCAAGGCCUGUUUCAUGGCGACGACAGUACCGGAUCUCAAGUCGCAGGCUGACACCUUCAUUGCUAACAUCUCCCGACAUUUUACUAUUAUCGAACUAGGGCAAGCUCUUUGCGAUGCAGGUCGAAAGAUGAAAGAAUUUGAUGUCCAUGCCGGAGAAGGAGCGGUCCAUCUCAGCUCUCGCAUCCUUGCAGAUGUUCUCUGUGAUUGUCUGGCUUCCGACAACAUUGUCAUCCGGGAAGCAGCAGAAGCCUCAAUGGUUACGGUACUGGAGACUGCUCGUACUAUAUUUGGCAGUGAAGGCAAAGCAGCUGGGCUGCCCUUCUUUUCUCAUCUGACGCAGACCUUCUGCCAUCGGUGUCGUGAGGUCGAAUGGUUUACGAAAUCCGGUGCCACCUUGGGGAUCAAGAUCUUGAUCACCAAGUUGAAUCUCGGCAACGCGUUCUUAGGAAGCAAGUAUUUGGAUAUCACCAAAUCACUUCUCUAUGUCAUUAAAGAUACCCCUCAAGAAGUCCCGGCAAGUACGAGGAUAACCGCUCGGGAGAAUCUGGAGUACAUUCUUCGCAAGGUUUUGACUGGCAGCACCAAAGAAAUGCUUACUGUGGAGACCAGUCCUAUUCACAAACUUUCUGCAACCUUUAGUCUUGAACUAUCUCACAUGAAUAAGAAUGCCCGAGAGACAGCACAGUAUGCUUUCUCCAUCAUGGCAGAGAUGGUCGGUGUUGACGUGCAUGAGAUACUCUCUCCGGUCAAGGAACGGCUGCUGCAGCCGAUCUUUAACAAGCCGCUCAGAGCAUUGCCGUUCUUGUCUCAAACAGGCUUCAUUGACGCCAUCACUUAUUGCUUGGGCCUUGGACACGAUUUUGUACCACUCAAUGACCAAUUGAACCGUUUGAUGAUGGAAUCCCUUGCCCUAGCUGAUGCUGAUGCAGAAAUCCUCCACCCUAAACCAGAUGAAUUCAACAAUGCCCAAUUGAUUGUCAACUUGAGGGUGUCUUGCCUCAAGCUUUUGUCGAUAGCCAUGAGUUUACCUGAAUUUGCCGCCGGCCCACAAAACACCAGUCGUGCUAGAAUCAUCACGGUUUUCUUCAAGCUGCUCUAUUCAAAGUCGCCCGAGAUCAUCGAAGCUGCCAAUGCUGGCUUGAAGGAUGUACUGGUUCAGACAACGAAAUUGCCAAAAGACUUGCUACAGAACGGCUUGAGACCUAUCUUGAUGAACUUGCAAGACUCGAAGCGUUUGACAGUCGCGGGGCUUGAAGGCCUGGCACGCCUGUUGACCUUGCUCACCAGUUACUUCAAGGUGGAAAUUGGUGCUCGGCUCCUUGAACACAUGAAGAUAAUCGCGGAUGAGUCCCUGCUUCAAAAAGUCUCAUUUGGGCUAGUUGAACAAAAUCCCCAGAUGAAGAUUGUGACGGCAAUUUUCACCAUUUUCCAUCUGCUACCACCAGCGGCCACGAGCUUCAUGACGGACUUGGUGAACGGUGUGCUGGAUUUGGAGAGUAAACUUCGACGUACGAUCGCGAGUCCGUUCCGUCACCCAUUGAUCCUGUAUUUGAACAAAUAUCCUGAAGAUGCCUGGGGCUUCUUUCAAUCUCGUUUGCAGGAAGAAAAGUAUGGUCGAUUCUUUGGACAAAUCCUGGCUUCGGAGUCCAGUGGCUCUCUGCGGGAAGCCGUGAUGAAAAGCACUGGAGCAUUGAUCAAAGCCGCGUUUGAAGUUGAAGGUGAAGAAGAAAAGCACACAGCUGCAAUCAAUGGUAUUUACAUCGUCCACUCCAUCUGCUCCUUUGAACCAGCGAAAAAUUGGCUCAAAGACCACGAGCAACUUCGACUCAAGGUGUUGGCUGCUGGACAAGAGCUUGAGCAACGCUUGAGAAAAGACCAGCUGCAACCGUCACAAAGAUUGCGUGCCGAACAGACGGGGGACCAAGUGAUGGAUGUUGUCACCCAGUAUCUUGUAUCAUCUCCGGAGGAUGUUAUCUUCAUGAUGGAUGUUUUCUCCUCCGCUUCCCAAGGCACUAUCAAGGCACCUCUGAAAUUGACGAAGUAUCUCUUCGACACGAUCAUCACCGACGAAUCUGUCGAUCGCCGAUUCAAUAUCAUUGAGAAAUGUUUGGAGCUAUACUCCCAUAAGUCCGAGUCACAGAAGGUGAAGACUUUCUUACUACACAAUGUGGUGAAUCCCAUUAUGGCUAGAGACAUACAAAACAAUCGUGGAGAAAACAACAGUGCAGGUAAUAUUGCAGACAGCAGACUCUUCCAUCUCUUCUUAGAGCGACUCUGGAAAUCAUCUUCUCCAGAAGUGAGUGAUGAGUCUGCUCUACCUGGCGUCGAUCAUUCGCGUAUGGAGGCGCUUCAACUGUCCGCUUUCGUCCUCAAGUAUCACAAAGAUGCGGUUUCUGAAGAUCGUAAGGAGAUCAUCAAAUAUUCCUGGGGCCAUAUCAAACUUGAGGAUGUGAUCAACAAGUACGCAGCUUAUGUCCUAAUUUGUUACUUCAUUAGAUCAUAUGAAACACCUCCUAAGGUCGCCGUCCAAAUCUACAAUCAAUUGUUGAAAGCCCACCAGAAUGAAGGCAAGGCCUUGGUGGCCCAGGCCCUUGAAGUCCUUGCUCCAGUGCUACCUCUCAGGAUGAAUGCACCAAAUAGCACACCUGGUGACAAGCGUUCUCCCCAUUGGGCUCGAUUACCACGCAAGAUCCUAAACGAAGAGACCGGUAAUCUCCAACAAGUCCAAAGCAUCUUCAAUUUCAUCGUCCGUCAGCCCGACUUGUUCUACGAGUCACGGGAAUUUUUUAUUCCGACGAUGAUCCAGAUGCUACACAAGAUUGCCCCUCCACCAAAUCCUUCUAACGAGAGCAAGAGACUUGCUCUUGCCCUAAUCUCCUUGAUUAAACAAUGGGAAACAAGGAGAGUCUCGGCUGGCUCUCCUCAAUCCACCGCGGACUUGACUCCCACGAAAAUGAGGGAUUCAAACGGGACACAGGCGCUGCCCCCGCCCGCCGGCAAAGACCGAGCCGAAUAUCUCAUCCCGCUCGAGCAACGUACAGUAGUGGUCAAGUACGUGAUCAACUUCAUCACAACACUACCAGAACGAUUUCCUGUGCCAGCUGCCGAGCUAAAAGCCAAGACCAUGCAGAAAGCUCAGCAACAAGCUCAGUCGAAUGACAUGUGCAAGAAAGGUGUGCAAUUGCUUCGCGAACUCCUCGCUCCAAAUUUGUGGGCCGACGUGGAUGUCGGUCUUUACCAGAAACUCUUAUUACCCAUCCUCGCUGGAGAGAAGGCUGAUAAAGCGGAUGAAAAGCAGCUGACCUGCAUGAUCAAUGCUUUGCAGGUGAUGCGCAUAUUGAUGGGAACCAAGUCCAACGAGUGGAUCGUCAAUCAUAUGGAGGAAAUCCAGAAACUCCUCGAGAAGCCUCUCAAAAUGGAGGAUCCAGAAAUUCAAGACUGCCUACACCUGGUUACCGAUGAGAACAGCAAACAUUCACCAUUGGUUCGUCAGAUCCUUGAAGCGAUCCCGAAGCAGAAAACCGAGGAUGAAGACGCCAUGGAGUUGGAUGCUUCACCCUCCGACUUCCCCACAAGAUUUUCGAAAGUCAUGAUCGGUGAGGCACUCUCUUCUGGAAACUACACUUCUGGGAUCAACAAUUUGUGGACACUCUCCUUGGUGCGUCCAAGCGAUGUUGAUGACCACAUUGCAGGUGCAAUGAAAGCUUUGCAACAAAAGUUGGCCAAGGAACACAUCAACGCUUAUGUCAUCCCCCCCGGGCCUCCACCGCAAGGCUGGCGACUGGGCGAACCUUUAAUGGAUCCUUAUGAAUUUGCACUCGGCGUGGACCUCAUCAAAAAGACUGUCGAUAUUCUGUCUUCUCGAAUGGGUGAACUCAACGAACAACGCCGCCCCUUCUUGAGUGUACUUGCCUCCUUGGUGGAGAAGUCUUUCAACGUCGAGAUGUGCAGUAAAGUGUUGGACAUGGUAGAGAAAUGGGUUUUCAACUCCAAUGAGCCAUGGCCUACUCUCAAGGAGAAGACUGCUGUACUCCACAAAAUGCUGAUAUUUGAGAAGUGGCCGACCCAAAACCUGCUGGAACGCUUCCUCGAACUAGUCAUCAAAAUCUACGAGGACCCAACAGUCACGAGAACCGAGUUGACAGUGCGUUUGGAGCAUGCUUUCCUGAUAGGAACUCGUGCGAAGGACGUGGAGAUGCGUAAUCGCUUUAUGAGCAUCUUCAACCGCGCACUCUCCAAGACGGCGAGCUACCGUCUCAACUAUGUCUUGACUUUACAGAAUUGGGACACUCUCGCCGACUCAUUUUGGUUGAAACAAGCGUCACACCUUAUCAUGGGCUCGGUAGAAAUGUCUAUGCCUGCUCGGCUACAUCCAGAGGAUGUACGAAUGGCACCGGUCUCACAGAUGUUCAGUGCGGCUUUGGUGAAUCCAGACCAACGAAGGGAUGAUCUAAUCAUCGAGGACGGGCUUGAAGUGCUAGUGGUGGCACAACGUCGCUUCAACCAAGAAAUUCAUGAGGUUAAAGUGCGCGAUCUGCUUGACCCAAUCACUCAGCUGCAGCACGCAGACGAUUCUGUCGCCUAUGACGUUUGGGUGAAGCUCUUUCCAUUGUGUUGGUCGGCUCUGAAUAGGGACGAGCGACUUGAUCUCGAAAAGGGCAUGGUCACACUCUUGACCCGAGAAUACCAUCAGAGACAACUCAAUCUACGUCCGAAUGUUGUCCAAGCCUUGCUCGAGGGUGCAGUACGCGCUAAACCCCGGUUUAAGGUACCGCCACAUGUGAUGAAAUUCUUGAGCAAGACUUAUGAUGCCUGGUACACUGCGUUAGUAUCAUUGGAAGAGUCUACCGUCGACCCUCUCAUCGAUACCCCACAAGUGCGCGAGAGCAACCUUGAUGCGCUCGUCGAAGUGUAUGCGGGCCUGCAAGAAGACGAUCUAUUCUACGGCACCUGGAGACGAAGAUGCAAGUUCAUGGAAACGAAUGCCGCGCUUUCAUACGAACAACAUGGUAUAUGGGACAAGGCGCAACAAUUGUGGGAGUUGGCACAAGUCAAAGCCAGGACAGGUGUCGUUCCCUUCUCACAAGGAGAGUACUUUCUUUGGGAAGAUCACUGGAUGAUCUGCGCACAGAAGCUGCAACAAUGGGACAUUCUCGGCGAAUUUGCCAAACACGAAAAUUUCAGCGACCUUCUCCUAGAGUCGGCGUGGAGAAACUAUGAGGCAUGGUCUGGCGACGAAAAUCGCAAUCAACUAGACGGCAUGAUCAAGUCGGUGUCCGAUGCACCAACCCCCAGACGAACUUUCUUUCAAGCAUUCAUGGCUCUACUGCGGUAUAACUCUAAGCAAGUGUCUCGAGCGGAAUUCCAGCAUGUUUGUGACGAAGCCAUCCAGCUUUCAAUUCGAAAAUGGCAUCAGCUUCCUAAACGCAUCACUAAUGCUCACAUACCGAUUUUGCAAAAUUUCCAACAGCUCGUUGAGUUGCACGACGCCAGUGUGAUCUGCGACAGUCUCAUGGGUACCAAUGAGCGCAAUCUCGACAACAAAUCGCAGGAAGUUAAGCUAUUGUUACAAGCCUGGAGAGAUCGCCUUCCAAAUAUUUGGGAUGAUAUCAACGCUUGGCAAGACCUAGUCACUUGGCGUCAGCAUGUGUUCCAACUUGUGAACUCGACCUAUCUACCUCUGUUACCUCAAGGCGGAAAUAAUGUCGGAAACAAUUCGUAUGCUUUCCGUGGCUACCAUGAGACCGCUUGGAUAAUCAACAAGUUUGCCCAUGUCGCUAGGAAACAUCAGAUGCCAGAAGUCUGCAUCAAUCAGCUUGGGAAGAUCUAUACCCUGCCUAACAUUGAGAUCCAAGAGGCUUUUCUCAAGCUAAGAGAACAAGCCAAGUGUCACUAUCAAAACAAAUCUGAACUCAACAAUGGCUUGGAUGUUAUCAACAAUACCAAUCUUAAUUACUUCGGCGCGCAACAAAAGGCUGAGUUUUACACCUUGAAAGGCAUGUUUUUGGCCAAACUUCAACACGCAGAAGAGGCAAAUGAGGCUUUUGGUGUAGCCUUGUAUUAUGACCUACGUCUCCCGAAAGCGUGGGCUGAAUGGGGUCAGUAUUCUGACCGCAAAUUCAAGGAGAAUCCAGCCAAUAUCGAAGCUGCUAGUAAUGCAGUUAGUUGUUAUCUCGAAGCAGCGGGAUUGUAUAAGAGUGCCAAGUCCAGGAAAAUGCUCAGUCGCGUUCUAUGGCUCCUAAGCUUGGAUGAGGAGGAGGGGCAUAUUGCAAAGGCAUUCGAAGAUUUCAAGGGAGAGACUCCCAUAUGGUACUGGACUACAUUCGUACCACAGUUACUGGGAAGCCUUGAACAUAAGGAAGCACCGCUUGCCAAGUCAGUGCUCGUAAAAAUCGCCAAAGCAUUCCCCCAAGCUCUUUUCUAUCAUCUUAGGGCGACACGCGAAGAAUUUCUCACCAAGAGGAAGCAAUUCGAUAAUCAGAAACGCCAGCAGCAAGCUAAGCAAGAAAAAACCGAAAGUGGAUCAAGACCAGGUACAGCAAAUGGUGAAACACCGGCAAAUGGAGCCUCAUCGCCCAAGGCCAAGCAAGAGCCCAAUGGAGACAAUCAAGCAAAUGGGGCUGAAGCUGAAAAGACGGAAGAACCUAAAAAGCCGUGGGAUCACACUGAUGAAAUUAUGGCUGGAUUGAAGACUGCUUUCCCAUUGCUCGCCCUCAGCAUGGAGACAAUGACUGAUCAACUUUCGAAGCACUUCAAAUGCCCCCCGGACGAGGAUGCCCACCGACUCAUUGUUGCGCUUCUAAACGACGGACUGGCCUAUAUUAGUAGGGCUCCAAUCAAUUACGCCGAAGGAGCCAAAUUGCCACCUUCUACAGAAGCCAAUAUCGCCCGGUUCGUAACAUCUGUACUUCCAGCUCAUAUCCGCAAGUCUUUCGAGGCAGAUUUCGUACAGCAAAGACCUACCAUGUACGAAUACAUUCACAAGCUGAGAAGAUGGCGCGACAAGUUUGAGCAGAAGCUGGAUCACAAACAACAGUGGAAUCCGCUUGAAAACUACAGCCAUCACCUGAGUGAGUUCAAAUUCCUGAAGUUUGACGACUCGAUCGAAGUGCCAGGUCAAUAUAUGCAACACAACGACAAGAACACCGACUUUGUUCGCAUCGAGCGAUUCAUGCCUACCGUCGAGGUUGUCCGCGGAAAUAGUAUAUGUCAUAGGAGACUUACUAUCCGCGGCCAUGACGGCUCGCUUCAUCCUUUCGCAGUGCAACAUCCUACAGGAGGCAAAGUUCGUCGAGAAGAGCGAAUCGUUCAACUGUUCCGAAUUUUCAACCAGACUCUCGCCAAACGAAAAGAAUCUCGUCGUCGCAAUUUGUACUUCCACCUUCCGAUAUUCGUACCUAUUGCCCCCUACAUUCGACUGGUACAAGAUGACUCUUCCUACGUCACCCUGCAAUCAAUCUACGAGGACCACGUCCGUAAAAUGCCAGGAAUGUCCCGCGACGAUCCCAUGAUGUUCCUGCUCGAGAAAUCUCGUGCAAUUGCUGAGCAACAGAAGUCCUCACCCAGAUCGCAAGAACAACUUGCAGUUAUGAAGACCGAAAUUUUCAAUACAAUCAAGGAACGGUGGCUGCCAAAUACUGUUGCACUCAGUUACUUCCAGGCCAUCUACCCCAGUUACGCAGACUUUUGGCUAUUCCGACGACAGUUCGCCUAUCAGUUCGCGGCCACGACCUUCAUGACUUACAUUAUGCACAUGUCCGCUCGCUAUCCAACCAAAAUCUCAAUUUCUCGGGCAACUGGUGACAUCUGGGCAAGCGAUCUAUUGCCCAACCUCAAUUCCGCCAAGGCGUACUUCUUCAAUCCGGAAGCAGUUCCAUGCCGUCUGACUCCCAACCUACAAACACUGAUCGGCCCGCUCGCCAUCGAAGGCAUCUUUACAGCAUCUCUCAUGGCAAUCGCCCGUUGUCUCGCAGAACAAGAUCAAGGCUACGAAAUGGAGCAACAACUCAGCAUCUUUGUGCGUGACGAAAUGUACAAUUGGGCAGCAGGACGAUCCCAUUCGAGCAGCGAAGCCAAGAUGGAAGGCCAACAUCUCCGAGAAUUGGUGUCUCAGAACGCGGAUUUCGUCGUGCGUAGGGCACUGACGUUGGCGAAAACUCAAGGAAGCGUCGGCAAUACUCCCGAAGCGGCGGGCGUAGCCGGCGUGCUGCCUGCGUGUCAGAACGUGGUGGAUCUCGUCAGUAAAGCAACGGAUCCCAUGAAGUUGAGCGCGAUGGAUGGGCUGUGGAUGCCUUGGUUGUAA
This is a messenger RNA of Exophiala aquamarina CBS 119918, 11412 nucleotides long. Its product is annotated as transformation/transcription domain-associated protein. NCBI's taxonomy places the organism in Eukaryota, Fungi, Ascomycota, Eurotiomycetes, Chaetothyriales, Herpotrichiellaceae. The transcript has 2 exons. Gene Ontology annotation, cellular component: nucleus; SAGA complex; NuA4 histone acetyltransferase complex. Gene Ontology annotation, molecular function: transcription coregulator activity; protein binding. The record is from RefSeq and is a predicted model, not a curated record. The coding region runs from base 1 to 11412 and encodes 3803 amino acids. Gene Ontology annotation, biological process: regulation of DNA-templated transcription; DNA repair.